Molecule: messenger RNA, 2418 nt
Organism: Fomitiporia mediterranea MF3/22
Lineage: Eukaryota; Fungi; Basidiomycota; Agaricomycetes; Hymenochaetales; Hymenochaetaceae
Product: AAA-domain-containing protein
Exons: 10
Coding region: 1-2418 (805 amino acids)
Biological process (GO): SNARE complex disassembly; intra-Golgi vesicle-mediated transport; Golgi to plasma membrane protein transport
Cellular component (GO): Golgi stack
Molecular function (GO): ATP binding; ATP hydrolysis activity
Source: RefSeq, a predicted model, not a curated record
AUGAGUUUCUUCGGUAGGUCAUCCGGCGGCGGGCCGCCGUCAGGACCGCCUGGUGGUAGUAAUUACUCGCGUCUGCCUCCAAAUCCUUCAUACAACGUGCCUCCCUCAAGCACUCGCUCUGGUCAGCGUGUUCCGCCGCCCCGUGCAGAAGACCUCUAUGAGAAGCGUUCUUACGAUCAACGAGCACCUUCUCCUAGCGGCUACGGAAAUCGAGAUGCCAUCGUUCAAUGUCCAAGCGAUGCUCUUGCAUUGACAAACAAACUUAUUCUGCACCCUCAGGCUGGGUUUCGUGACGGUGAUCAUGUCAUCGUCAAAGAUGCAUUUCCGGCAACAGUCAAGCUUGACAACACAGGAAAAUUGCACCCUCAUGAAGUUGGUGCUUCAAGUAUGCACCGUCAGUGGAUGGGCUUGAGUCUGUCGGGAGACCAAGUCCCCAUUCAGCCAUUGCCACCAGCCAUGUCUCGUGCCUACCUUCAAUCAUUAGAUUUAGACGUGGGAUUUCUCAAACCACGACACGAAAUUGCAGAGCAGUUCUCGACAGAUGAAAUGGCUCACACUUUUGUAAAAGCUUUCAAUGGCCUUAUUUUGGGGUUGGGAGAGUCCAUCGUGUUUGACUUCCACGGCCAAAAUCUCAAAGCCGUCGUUAAAGGAUUGAGCGGUGUCGAAAUGGGCGCUGGGGCUCCAGUGAAAGGAUUAGGUAUCCUAUUUGACAAGACAGAUAUCAAUAUCAUGAAGGCUGGUGAUUCAUUGAUCAAGCUCAAAGGAUCCUCUAAGAAAGCUGCACCCAAUGCCAUUCUUGCGCCGAACUUCAAAUUCGAGGACAUGGGUAUUGGUGGUCUUGACCAAGAGUUCAGCAAUAUAUUCCGUCGAGCAUUUGCCUCUCGUGUCUUCCCUCCUGGGCUCGUCGAAAAGCUUGGGAUUCAUCACGUUAAGGGUAUUUUACUGUAUGGGCCACCUGGAACGGGCAAGACUUUGAUGGCCAGACAGAUCGGGAAAAUGCUAAAUGCUCGAGAGCCGAAGAUUGUCAAUGGCCCCGAAAUCCUUAACAAGUUUGUUGGUCAGUCUGAGGAGAACAUCCGGAAGCUCUUUGCUGAAGCCGAGACCGAAUACAAAGCGAAGGGGGAUGAGAGCGGCUUGCAUAUUAUAAUCUUCGAUGAACUGGAUGCAAUUUGCAAACAGAGAGGAUCAACAAGCGGAAAUACUGGUGUUGGCGAUAGCGUCGUCAACCAGCUGUUGUCGAAGAUGGAUGGUGUCGAUCAACUCAACAACGUUCUCAUAAUUGGUAUGACAAACCGUCUUGACAUGAUCGAUGAGGCUUUAUUACGUCCCGGUCGCCUGGAGGUUCAUAUGGAGAUCUCACUACCCGAUGAACACGGGAGACUACAGAUUUUAAACAUUCACACGGCAAAGAUGAGGACGAAUCGUGUUAUGGACACCGAUGUCAGUCUAGAAGAACUGGCCGGUCUAACUAAGAACUUCUCUGGUGCGGAGAUUAGUGGCUUGAUAAAGAGCGCAACCAGUUUCGCAUUCAAUCGACACGUAAAGGUAGGAACUAUGGCAGGCAUUUCAGAUGAUGUGGAAAAUCUGCGGGUUAAUCGGGAUGACUUUCUAAGGGCUCUUGAUGAAGUACAUCCUGCAUUUGGUGUGGCAGAGGAGGAACUGCAGCAGGUCAUCCAAAACGGCAUCAUUCAUUUCCACCCUGUGGUCGAUGAACUUCUGCGGGACGGACAACUGUUCGUGGAGCAGGUGCGGACGUCCACAAGAACGCCACUUGUCAGUGUGCUUCUUCACGGACCUCCUGGUUCCGGGAAGACUGCAAUGGCUGCAACUAUUGCACAGGCAUCACAAUUCCCUUUCAUCAAGCUCGUGUCCCCGGAGUCCAUGAUCGGCAUGUCACCCACUCAGAAGAUAUCUGCAAUAAACAAGGUGUUUACGGAUAGCUACAAGAGCCCAUUGAGCGUGAUAGUCAUCGACAAUAUCGAGCGUCUUCUUGAGUGGGUUCCCAUUGGCCCGAAUUUCUCAAAUGCUGUUCUCCAGGCGUUGCUCGUUUUACUUGCUCGCCGGCCACCCAAGGGUCGACGUCUAUUAAUAAUCGCAACCACUUCAAUCAAGCCUAUGCUGGUCGAAACGCAGCUUUCAGAAGUGUUCGAUGCAGACCUGCGUGUGCCACCUAUUUCUUCUCUCGAAUCACUAGACAUCGUUCUUCGAGAAGUCGAGCUGUUUGCAACAGACGAGGAACGCAGACGGGCCGUUGCUCAAAUCGAAGAAGCCGGCUUUGGGAAGGAUAUGGCAGGCUACGGCGGCACACGUAUGGAAAUUGGUAUCAAAAAGCUAUUAAGUUUCAUCGAGAUGGCUCGACAAGAGCCAGAGUUUGUUGCUGAGAGGCUAACAUCUGCGCUAAUGGGCCUAAAAAUGUGA